Molecule: messenger RNA, 1119 nt
Organism: Pseudonaja textilis
Lineage: Eukaryota; Metazoa; Chordata; Lepidosauria; Squamata; Elapidae
Gene: VCPKMT
Product: valosin containing protein lysine methyltransferase
Biological process (GO): peptidyl-lysine trimethylation
Cellular component (GO): cytosol; protein-containing complex
Source: RefSeq, a predicted model, not a curated record
UUCACGGAGUAAGGAAAAUUAGAGGGGACUGGAAGAAAGUUCCCGGGCAGCUGAUCCUUCGGAGCGCUGCUGGGCAGCUGCGAGCAAAAAAGAGCGGUCCCCCUUCCUAGCUCCCAGUCAGAGGGCGCCGCCGGAAAACAAAGGCGGCCUUGCCCGCCCUUCCUUCAUGUUGUCGCCGCCGCCGCAAUCGGCGGUCUUCUUCGAGCGGGAGCUGCCCCGGCGGGACGGCUCUGGGAUCCUUCGGCUGACGCAGCGUUCGGCCGGCGGGACGGGCUCGGUGGUGUGGGACGCCGCGCUGGUGCUGGCCCGCUUCCUAGAGAAGAAGGCGGCACAAACAGAGCAGAGCGGCGGAAGCCCGGUGGGCCUUCUCCGCCACAAGGCCGCGCUCGAAUUGGGCGCCGGCACCGGCCUCGUCGGCCUCGUGGCCGCCAGCCUCGGAGCAAAUGUUACUGUUACUGAUCUGGAGGAAGUUCAGGAUUUAUUAAAAAUGAACAUUGAGAAUAAUCAACAUCUUGUAUCAGGUUCAAUUCAAGCCAAGGUACUGAAAUGGGGGGAAGAUGUGACAGAUUUUCUUCCUGCACCUGAUUUCAUAUUGAUGGCAGAUUGCAUCUACUACGAAGAGUCACUGGAACCAUUGAUUAAGACCCUGAGGGACUUGGCUGGCUUGGAUACUUUCAUCCUUUGCUGUUAUGAAGAAAGGACUGUGGGACAAAACCCAGAAGUAGAGAAAAAAUACUUUGAGCUUCUUCAGAAGGACUUUGAGUUGCAAAAGGUUCCCUUGGAUGAACAUGAUGAAGAAUAUCAGAGUGAAGACAUUCAUAUCUUUAUCAUGCAAAAGAAAAAAAUGAAUAUUUCAUCAUGAAAUCCUUGAUGCUGUUUUCUGACCUCUGAUUUACAGAAGAAAUCUUUAGAAAAUUGGAAAUUAAAGAAUUUUUAAUAAAUUUUCUGCAGAACAUCUCUGCAGCCAGAAGGGAAUCAGCAUAUUGUUUUAUACUAAAGUGAUUUCAGAAAAAAAAUCAAUUCUCUUGAAAAAGAACUACAAGCGGUAGAAGAAGAAAAAAGAAAAAAGGAAGGAAGAAAAAAAGGAAAGGAAGGAAGGAAGAAAGAGAUAAAGAAAAA